This is a messenger RNA of Austrofundulus limnaeus, 2249 nucleotides long. RefSeq names its product alpha-2Db adrenergic receptor. Gene Ontology annotation, cellular component: plasma membrane. The record is from RefSeq and is a predicted model, not a curated record. The coding region runs from base 615 to 2072 and encodes 485 amino acids. The transcript has 2 exons. Lineage: Eukaryota; Metazoa; Chordata; Actinopteri; Cyprinodontiformes; Rivulidae. Gene Ontology annotation, molecular function: epinephrine binding; alpha2-adrenergic receptor activity. Gene Ontology annotation, biological process: platelet activation; G protein-coupled receptor signaling pathway; regulation of smooth muscle contraction.
UCCCCUCCUCUCCAUCUCUCUCUCUUCCAGCAGCAGAGAAUCAGUGAACACUGGAAGCAGCAGCAGCAGCAGCUUCACCUCGAAACAAAGUCUGAAUAUGUUUAUAUUUUUUGCUUUUUUAAUACGACUUUGUUAACUAUCUUUUUACCACUCCAUGAAUCAGUCUUGCAGCGCAGCAGAAUGAGGGGAUCAUGCAUCCCAAAUCAGGUUUCUGUCCCUUCUCCAACUGGAGCAUGUAGACAUAUGCUUUCCUUUUUUCUGCAUCUCAUUGGGAAAAACUAGGCCAGUGGUUUUUACGCAGGAUGUCAGCCUCUGGAUUCAGAUGUGAUUAUUUCAAGGUAUGACUUUUUAAAUCUACAGUAAAUAAAGUCAGUUUUUUUCRUUCAGUGACAGAAUGUGCAUCAGCAUGAAGACUGGCAUCAAGCAGCYCUUUUUGUGCGAUCACUCGUGGACCAAAGCUUGUUGAGCAGCAGAAUCUGGAUGAUUUUUACUCUCACAGAGCAAAUAUGAUUUUAAGGGAAAUUUUCUGAAAGCUGCAGGAUAUUAUUGAAAGCUCUGUUUGACACUCUUUCUGCACCACAGGAGGUUAAAUCUUUAAGGACUGUAGGAGCAGGAUGGACUUCUCAGAUGAAUCCACUCCCGUCACUGCUAUAUCUCCAUCCUCUUCACCACCAAACUCUUCUGCAGAGAGCGUCAACCAGACGUCCUCGUCCUUGUCCAGAUUCCCCUCUUUUUCUCCUCACUCGCAAGUUGCAUCUGUGCUCAUCGUGCUGGUGGUCACGGUCAUCAUCCUGGGGACGGUGGUGGGAAACGUGCUGGUGGUGGUUGCCGUGUUCACCAGCCGAGCUUUAAGGGCGCCGCAGCACCUCUUCCUGGUGUCUCUGGCUUCAGCGGACAUCCUGGUGGCCACGCUCGUCAUCCCUUUCUCUUUGGCCAACGAGGUCAUGGGGUACUGGUACUUUGGUUCUACCUGGUGCUCCUUCUAUCUGGCUCUGGAUGUUCUCUUCUGUACUUCCUCCAUCGUCCACCUCUGCGCCAUCAGCCUUGAUCGCUACUGGUCUGUCACUAAAGCCGUCAGCUACAACCGCAAACGGACUCCUAAACGGAUUAAAGUGAUGAUCAGCAUUGUGUGGCUCAUAUCCAUUGUGAUCUCAUCCCCACCGCUCCUCAUGACCCAGAAAGAUACCAGUUUAUCAGAGGAUAGGAAUGAGACAAACAGGCAGGAGUGUCUGAUCAACAACCAGACCUGGUACAUCCUCUCAUCCUGCAUAGUGUCCUUUUUUGCCCCGGGAGUCAUUAUGAUCCUUGUAUAUUGUAAGAUCUACCGUGUUGCCAAACAGCGAGCCUCCACUGUGUUCGUGGCAAAGAACAUCAUGGAGCGGCAGCCGUCUCAGUCGGAGACCUGCUUCCUGGGUGCAUCAGCAACCUGCCAAAGGAAGAAUAAAACUCAGUACAAACUGGACAGCCCAAGGCCUGAAAACCGACACGGUUCCUGCAACGUAGACAGCAACAGCAGCGGUCAGAGACGAGGAGAGCUGGAUGAUAUUGACCUGGAGGAUCGAAGCUGCGAGGCUGAUGUGAAACCGUCCUUUUCCUCAUCCCUCCGAUUCCCCYGCAGAGUAGGAGGCAGGGUGAAAACAGAGGAGGUUAAAGAUGCUGCGGGAAGCAACAAACUGAAACCCCCUCCUCCCCUGCCUUCCUGUGCCUCCAUAUCCUGGGUGUCCUCUGACCAGUGUUCCCAGCACUUCCUCCUUCCGUCUCCGCUCCCUGUCCGCAGCAGGCAGAUGUCUCUGUCCAAAAACAAAGUGGCUCAGAUGAGGGAGAAGCGCUUCACCUUCGUCUUGGCCGUGGUGAUGGGAGUGUUUGUCCUCUGCUGGUUCCCAUUCUUCUUCACAUACAGCCUUCAUGCCAUUUGCAGAGAGAACUGUAUUAUCCCAGAAACACUCUUCAACCUGUUUUUCUGGAUCGGAUACUGCAACAGCUGCCUGAACCCCAUCAUAUACACCAUCUUCAACCGAGAUUUCAGGAGGGCCUUCAAGAAGAUUUUGUUCCAAACCCAUAAAAGGACGUAGGAUGAGAAUGUGAGUGUUAGGGAUGUAACAGUACAUGUAUUUGUACCAUGACGGUUCAGUACAGACAGAAUGAAGUACAGGGAACUAAACAACAAAUAUGUUSGUCAAGCAGAGGUAAUUCAAAGAAAUAACUAUAGUAAAAGUAAAAAUACUUUAACAGAAAAUGACUGGAAAAUA